UUCCUUGUUCUCCUGUGAAAAACUUUCACGGAAGCGACAAGUCCGAACAGCGACUUUACUCCGCCAACGAGCCGUGCCAACGUUAAAUGUCGGCGCGAGACAAGUAGUUCCUAAAGUAACGCUCAGAGCUGACGGACGGUUUGCAGCCAUGGCUGACAGCCGGGAAGAGGAGAGAAAAGAAGGAGACCAGGAGCUUAAGGGCGCCGGGGGUGGGGAAGAUGUCAUUGAUGAUGCCAUCCUGGAGCAAGGGGCAGUGGUCCUCAGAGGAUACGUGAUUGAACGCAUAAACACACAGGACCCUGGUCGACAAGUCCGCUCUGAGGAUCUGGGAGGACGGCCCAAUGAACAACAGGAUCCACAAAUCAAAGAAGUGGUGGAACAGCUUCUCAAGAUUGCAGAUGAUAUGAACAGGAAUGCUGAACUUCAACUAUUGAUCAACCAGGUUCAAGGUAACUGUGCUCGGGACAUCUUCAUGAAGGUGGCCAGGAGUAUCUUUGCUGAUGGAAUCAACUGGGGUAGAGUUGUGGCUCUCUUCCAUCUGGCCUACAGACUCAUAUACAAGGCACUGACCACCAACCAUUUAGAGAACAUCAGAAUAGUCAUCAGUUGGGUUCUCGAGGUCAUCAGAGAGCAGCUUUACUCCUGGCUAGUACAACAAGGAGGCUGGGAGGGGGUGAUCAGUGGCUUUUCUCGGUGGAGAACAGUAGCAAUAGUAGCCUCGGUUGUACUGGUGGCAACCAUUGUUUACUACAGGAAGACACGCUGAGACUAUCAGACCUCAAAAUCUUCCACCCUGGGCUGCAGUCCCAUCUCUUGGAUGGAUGCAGAGUGUUAACAAAAACACGUUCUAAACAUGAAUAACAACCACUCCUUAACCUCCGAUUCAUCCGCUGUCAGCGGAUGAUGGUUAUUAACAUUGGACAUAAGAGUAAAUAUCAUUAAUCAGACCUGACUCUACCUAGAAAAGGUCUCAGGUCCAUUCUUUAUGGUUAGUUUUGGGUGGAAUCCACCUUGAGUUUCUGCGAGUCUUGGGUUCUGAGGAAAAUUUGGACUGGUCCUGAAGACCUGAAAAAGCUAAAUAUAUUGCGUCGUAAUCAAGCCGAUCUAAAGUCCACCAAGACAGAAUUGAUUGUACUGUAAUCCCUUCAAGUCAAUGAUUGAAAUUUUAAUGAUGUAUUACAGGCUUCUUUUCACUUAAGUAAAUAGGCCUUGUCAAGCUCAGGUAGUCAGUGGAGCAACGGCUUGGGACAACCCCUUAAAUAGAAAGGAUUUGCUAAAUUACUUAGAUUAUAGUUCACACUAAUGUUUUUUAGUUUUUUUAAUAUAAUAUCCUUGAUAAUAAUCGUUGUUUGCAUUUUCUUGAUGUAGAAACAGCCAUGAGUUUGAAGAUCUUCAAUGUAUUUCAUGAACUUGAUGAAUGAUUCUCAGCGCCUCAUUGUUGCAGUAGACCUUUUUUUCACAGCAGACAUAUUGGAAUGUCGUAGCAUAAAAAAUAACUAUGAUGGAUUUUUACCAUUUUUUUGACCAAAUCAAUGCCCCUUGCCUCAUAAAUGGAACAUGGCCAUUAUUAAUUUUGUUAGUUGGACUUCUCAUUAUGAGUCAAAUUUCCUAAGAAAAAAAAGGCAAUUUCCAACAACACUGUCUUUGUUGCUGGAAUAAUCUAAUACUAUUAUCUGUAGUGACACAAUUUAAAAUGCACUUGGUGUUUCUGCAGAGUGAGAUCAUCUCAUUUAAGCUCAGUUGUGGGAUGUUUCACUGAAGUAUGUCUCUUUUUUUUCACCUCAAGCUUUUUGUACACUGAAUCUUUAUUUAAAAAAAGAAGGGAGCUUUAAACAAGUAAUGUCUACUGAUAAGUCAUGUGCUUCCUUUAACAGUCUAAUUUAUCUUAUCUAUGUCCAAAGCUGUGGAGGCAGGAUGUGAUGAAGUUUGCCCUGUUUCUGACAGACAUUUUCACUUUAUUCCUGUGGUUGAUUAUGAGUCCCUUGGUUAUCUAUUGUCUGUGGUCAGGUGACUGACUGUCACUGUAUUGUGAAUACAUCUGAAUUAUCAAGGGUGACUCUCUAAAACUGUUGAGUCAUGUUUUCUGCAAAAAAAAUAUUCUGUCAGUAGGUAUGAAGUGUUAAGUUGCUAAUCUCUGUUACUUUUGCCUUUCUAUGGCCAUUUCAAAUUUGCAUGUGAAUGUUGAUCACUCAACACAAAUAGGUCAGGUGCAUCAGUAUAAUAUAGUAAUCUGACUGAUGAACUAGAAAGUGCUGUGUACAGGGGUUAGAGGAUGUGUAUCCCACCGUAAUGCAGUGCCUUACCAAUGGAACAAAGAAGUCAGUGAUGCCACCCAAUUAAAAUAUAAAAAAACAAGAGCCAUAUGAUAAAGAACAAACUUCAACUUUAAACUACUGAUAGAAAACAGAGAAACCACAAUAACUGUUGAAUAAAUGUUAAAAUGUCUGAUGUGCAUAACACUCCUUUGUUGAUUGACAUCUAAUAGUUCUCUCCUUCAUUUGUCAAAAUAAAGAGUCAAUGUUUUUUUCCCCCACUUCUCACCCACUGUGAAUGUUUAUACUCAGGCAAACAAUCUGAAAAAGCUCAUGUGGAUCCAGUCUCUUCUUUUGUCACAUGUGAGCAGUAUUUUCAGAUGUCUCAUUAUUGAGCCCUGAGCUGGGAUGGUUAAUUGUUGCUCAUUGUAAAAGUUGUAUUACAAUAUUGCAGGUCAGUACUCCUCCAGCAUCACAGCCAAUUUUUACGUAAGAUACAGUAGCAGUGGAAGAACUAAUUUGUUGGUAAAGUAAUUUUUGAAAGCUUUGCUUCAGACGUACUGCAGUGUGUGAGGGUUAGAAUAGCUUUAUAUGAGAGCAGACCAAGUUGCUGUUAUUAAGUACACAUAAGUUUAUGUCAAAUAUUUUGAAUACCAAGUUGUGCAAGGGUAUGACAUAAUUUAUCUGCUAUCCUAUGAUGCUUUUCGAUAUAGCUGGUGAUAAUUUUGAUUAAACUUUAAACUGGUGAUAACCCUUUUGAAUGGACUGUAUUUUUGUAAAUAUAUUUUAAAUGAAUUAUGCCACUCAGGGUAUGGGAAUGUGGUAAGUCAUAAGAAGCUGUAUGUGGAAGUCAUGGAGCUGUCGAUCUUGAUGUAGAUGUAUGUUUAAAUAAAAUCAGAAGUUCUUGUCAUUAAA
This is a messenger RNA of Platichthys flesus (European flounder), 3167 nucleotides long. RefSeq lists its product as uncharacterized. Bases 149 to 766 code for a protein of 205 amino acids. Lineage: Eukaryota; Metazoa; Chordata; Actinopteri; Pleuronectiformes; Pleuronectidae. The transcript has 6 exons. Gene Ontology annotation, molecular function: protein homodimerization activity; channel activity; protein heterodimerization activity. The record is from RefSeq and is a predicted model, not a curated record. Gene Ontology annotation, biological process: mitochondrial fusion; extrinsic apoptotic signaling pathway in absence of ligand; positive regulation of apoptotic process. Gene Ontology annotation, cellular component: mitochondrial outer membrane.